Periophthalmus magnuspinnatus is the source of this 1779-nucleotide messenger RNA. RefSeq names its product torsin family 1 (gene tor1). Lineage: Eukaryota; Metazoa; Chordata; Actinopteri; Gobiiformes; Gobiidae. Gene Ontology annotation, cellular component: endoplasmic reticulum lumen; endoplasmic reticulum; nuclear envelope. Gene Ontology annotation, biological process: nuclear membrane organization; protein localization to nucleus. Gene Ontology annotation, molecular function: kinesin binding; ATP hydrolysis activity; ATP binding. The transcript is spliced from 5 exons. Bases 136 to 1149 code for a protein of 337 amino acids. The record is from RefSeq and is a predicted model, not a curated record.
ACGCACAGACGCACAGACUCACGCACAGACUCACGCACAGACGCACGGGGGGUCUUUCCUCACAGACUUCCUCGCAACAGAUGUGUCCACCGUUUGAGUAGAGCCCGCUAACAACAACAAAAAAACAUUACAAAAAUGAAGAACAGGCGGAAACAUGUCGUGCUGCUGUGGAUGCUGGUGUGCUCUGGAUUGGCUGAAGCUAUCGAGCCCAUAAGCACCAGCAUCGCCGUGGGCAUGGCUGCAGCUCUCACGGGCUUUUUGGCCACGUACCCCAAUAUUCUCUACUAUUUCCACGAGCGCUGUCGACCGGAGUGGAUUUCUUUCAACAAAACAGGUCUUGAAUUGGACCUAGAUAAAAAACUAUUUGGGCAGCAUAUUGCAUCGCGGAUCAUCACAAAAGCUGUAAAUGGGUUUAUGAACAACGAUAACCCAAAGAAGCCCCUGGUUCUCUCACUACACGGAUGGACUGGGACGGGAAAGAACUUUGUCAGUAAAAUGAUUGCAGAAAACUUCUACAAGGAGGGAAUGCACAGCAGUUUUGUGCACGUUUUCACUUCUGAACUACAUUUCCCACACGCUAGUCAAAUCGAGACUUACAAGUCUCAGCUACAGCAGUGGAUCAAAGGCAAUGUCACCAACUGUGCCCAGUCCAUGUUUAUUUUUGAUGAGAUGGAUAAAAUGCACCCCGGUUUGAUUGACAGCAUUAAGCCUUAUCUGGAUUAUUAUGACAAACUGGAUGGAGUGUCCUAUCGAAAAGCCAUCUUUAUCUUUCUCAGCAAUGCUGGCGGGGAGAGUAUAAUACAGACAGCACUAGAUUUCUGGAAGGCUGGUCGGGACAGAGAAGAUAUUGGUCUUAGUGAUCUGGAAACUGCACUCUCUUUAUCUGUGUUCAAUAACAAGAAAAGUGGCCUGUGGCAUACAAGUUUGAUUGACAAGAACUUGGUGGACUUUUUUGUUCCUUUUCUUCCAUUGGAAUACAAGCAUGUGGUUCAGUGCGCCAUGGCUGAGAUGGAAGCCAGAGAUUUAAAACCAGACAUGUCUAUCGCAGUCCAAGUGGCUAGAGAUUUACUUUACUUUCCCAAGACUGAGAGAGUGUUCUCAGUCACAGGCUGCAAGACAAUAAUUAGUAAACUGGACUACUAUGUGUAAUUGUCUUAGAGAUGCCAAAAGUCACUACAUGCACUUUUAAAUGAGAGGCUUUCUGCCACAGCAUCACAAGCUAGUGGAGGCUUCUGUCCAUUGUGUUGAGGACAAGGGGUUUUGUCUAAAUAUUACUGAACCUUUUAUGUCCUAAGUCUUUAAAGCUGAUGAAAGAAGUGGCUCAUUUAACAGAGGAUCUGUAUCUGGGUCACAGUUGCUUUAAGUCUUGCAGACAGCCUUGUUUUAAAUGUUAUGUCUUUUAGUUUACUGGAGGGGGGAGAAAAACCCCGUGUUCAAUUUUUAAAUCUACUGAAUAGUUUUACACUGACUACUGACUCAUUGGUAGUAACAGAAAAAUUGUUGAUAAUUUUGUGUAAACAUUUAAAUGAUUGGAUUUGAAUUACAUUUUAAAGCUGAUAUUUUGUGACAACAUUGAUUUUAAAAGUCUGCAUUUUACUCUUCUACACUUGUACUUUGUCUUUUUGAUACAAUUGCCAUGUAUGUAAAAUGCUAUUGGCCUUUUAUACUGUUUUAUACGAGAGGGGCCUUGAAAAAUAUUUUGUGGAUGUUGAUGUUAACAAGAACCUGUGAUGUCCACAAAUCAAAAUAAAUACAAUUUAAAAAGUUGUGUUUGAGUUG